AUGUAUCGGAAGUUGUCUAAGUUAGAACACUCGGAAAUAAAACAACUUCUUACAGAAGCUAACAUAGAAGUAGCAAAGCAUUACGCAACAAACAAAAAAGCACUCGCUGACAUCCUCAAUGACUAUAAUGGUGCAAUAAGUUAUGAUAGAAUUCAUGAGUUCAUAAAGCCGCAACGCGGCGAGGACGAAGUCCAUGCAAGAGCAUUUCCUUUAAAUGACGUUGCUAUUGACUUAUAUCAUAGACGUUCAGUACCUCAUGAAGUAAGAAGAGAAAUGUUUGACAUAACAAAUGCAAACGUUGGUCAUACUCGUAAAGCUCUUUCGCAUGAUGUUCGUCAAGAGAUGUUUGACAUAACAAAUGCAAACGUUGGUGAAACACGAAAGAGAGACGACACACUGAAACAACAGAGAAGAGAGAUGUUUAAGAGCGCUAUAGAACAAGUUCGCAAAGCUAACGAUGUCAUUCGUUCCAUUGACGACAAACCAAAAGAAGGUGAGAGAUGGUUAAAGAAAGAUGAAGAGAAUAGGAAGAGAAAUGUGAAGUCAGGCAAUAGACUCAUUGACUUUAACAUCGAAGCUUUAGAUGAACCAAACAGAGACUACUUACACAAACAUUUCGGUAAGGUUUUCAUGAGACUCUUAGAGAAGAUUAAAAUAAACUCACAACAGAGAUGGAUGGUAUGUUAUAAACUUGGUGGAAAGUAUGAAUGUUCUACGUUAAACCUCAAUAAUAUUGGAACAUUACUACAUCAGCUCUUGAAGGAGAACUUUAUAUCAGAGAUAGAAGCAAAUGCUGCAGGUAUUGUUGAAAUGCACUAUGACUUCUUCUUGACAAACAUAAAGAAUCUUACUGAAAUAAAGAU
Molecule: messenger RNA, 863 nt
Organism: Trichomonas vaginalis G3
Lineage: Eukaryota; Parabasalia; Trichomonadida; Trichomonadidae
Product: organellar and viral DNA polymerase type B
Exons: 1
Source: RefSeq, a predicted model, not a curated record